AUGAAUUUUGGAAUAUAAUUGGGAUAUUCAUAGCCUCAAAACAAUUUAAAUACGUCAUCUUUCUAAGAAAUAUAAAACAAAGCUCCCCCAGAAAUCAAACAAUUUGAACCACAGUUAGAAUUAAAUCAAUAUCAAGAAUAAGUACAUAGUUAUAAUUAUAUUAUAGCAUUUUCUUAAAAAUUAGUCAUUUUAAAACAAAAAAUCUUAUAUUUCAAGAGCAUUAUUGCUCAUUCUGAUAAAAUAAAUAAUAAUUCUGAUAAUAUAUUAGUUUUAUUACACUACUUUUUUUAUACAUAAUGUUUAUCUUAACUUAAACACAAAAGUUUUAGGACUAGUGUAUAUUGCCCUGACUAUACUCACCAGGUUUUCAUUUUGUUAAGCUGCUCCUAUUGCUUAGAUUAUAUUUAUAAUUGUACUAUUUUGGGAGCCUUUUGUUAUAUUAUGUGUUUAUAUUUUUAUGGUAAGAGAGUUAGGUAUAACGGGAUAUUACAUUAUGAUGUUGCGAUUUAUUUGUAGUUUUUUUUAGGUGAUAGUUGUCUAACUUUAUAUUUGUCUAGAAAAAUCGGCCAUUUAAUACAAAAAGGCUUUGGUAAUAUUCGGAAUGGCAGCUUUUUUUUAUAAUUUAAUAAUGUUGGGGGGAGAGGGUGAGAUAAAUGUCAUAAUUAUUCGUAUU
This is a messenger RNA of Paramecium tetraurelia, 673 nucleotides long. RefSeq lists its product as uncharacterized. The transcript has 5 exons. NCBI's taxonomy places the organism in Eukaryota, Ciliophora, Oligohymenophorea, Peniculida, Parameciidae. The record is from RefSeq and is a predicted model, not a curated record.